This is a messenger RNA of Prunus avium (sweet cherry), 1107 nucleotides long. The record is from RefSeq and is a predicted model, not a curated record. Lineage: Eukaryota; Viridiplantae; Streptophyta; Magnoliopsida; Rosales; Rosaceae.
AUGGGUCGCGGAAGGCUGAAGAUGGAACUCAUUGCGAACGAGAGAUCUCGAAAAACAACGUUUCAAAAGAGAAGCAAGGGAAUGAUGAAGAAGGCUUAUGAGUUUUCAACUCUUUGCGAAGUGGAUGUGUGCAUUAUUAUUUACGGCCCAAAGCUGACUGAUCGGCCUCCAGAACUCCAAACUUGGCCCCAAAAUUCGGAACAAGUCGAUCGUAUAAUCAACAAGUACAAAGCCAGCACCAUGAGCAAACCGGCCAAGAAAACCUUCGAUUUGUCGGACCUGUUGAUGGACCGAAAGAACAAGGUCUAUGCUGAUAUUUACAGAGCCCGUAAGGAGAUGUAUGAGACCAAGUACCCAACAUGGGACGAACGUAUCGAAAGUUUCUCCGAGAAUCAACUCGAGGCACUUCUGGACAAGUUAGAUGCUAAGCUUGAGACUGGCAAGAGAACAUUACUUAAUAAGAGGAACGGAGCUGCUCAUCGAGUACCUGUAACGAAAAAAGUACGGAUGGGUGGAAACCCUAACAUGGGUGAAUCAUCAAGCCAAAAGGAGCCUUGUAAUUCUUACAUGCAGGAACAUUAUCAUGAGGAGGACCAAAACCCUACGAGCUCUUUGAACAAUAAUACGGUGGAUAUGCUCCAGCCAUUUGCAGUCUCGUCAUUUGAUCAUCAUCAGCCUUCUGAUCAAACACUUCCAUUUGAUAAUUCGGAUCAAUAUUUGAAUAAUCUUAUGGCUCCUAAUCCGAGUUCGAUGGCAAUGUGGAUGUUGAUGGAGGGCAACUAUAACUAUAGUACUCUUCAGUACAGGGCAGGGGAUUCCAGCAGUGCUCAUUAUUCUCAAUCACCAUUGGAGGGGUAUCACUGUAAUUACAGUGAUCAAAUGAAUAUGAAUAUGAUGAUGACGAAUAAUAAUAUUGGUCCUCUAAGCUCCUCAUCCAUGAGCCACUACUAUGCUCGUCUCAUGCAGCCUGCAGUGCCCUACAUGCAUCAGAUGAUGCCGCCCAGUCUUUCAUCUCAUCAACUUCUUCAAGUGCAUACUUCUCAAGUCAAAGAAGAUCAGUACGAAGAUAUCAACCAAUAUCUGGUCAUGAACAACAAGAUGGGUUAG